Molecule: messenger RNA, 729 nt
Organism: Melampsora larici-populina 98AG31
Lineage: Eukaryota; Fungi; Basidiomycota; Pucciniomycetes; Pucciniales; Melampsoraceae
Exons: 3
Coding region: 1-729 (242 amino acids)
Source: RefSeq, a predicted model, not a curated record
AUGGCGGCCUUUGAAGACGAAUCAAAUACAACCCAGACAAAUCCGAUAUGGGAACUUCCGUUCUUGCACUUUGAUGAACAAGGAAACCAAGUGGAAGUUAUCAAGGAUAAAACUCUUGAAGACUGUGUGGGAUACAAUAAGCCACCUCAACUGAUGUUCUGCGGUGAUUUCUUGUGUGGUUGGGACCCGGUGGUUGUGGAAGAUCAUCCAGAACCACCUUUGUCCAUAGGCUGGACUGAUUGUGAAGUCAACCCACCCAUGGACAUUGUGGCACAGAGACCCGACAACAGAUUUGCUUUGAUGAUUCUCCUGCUCAACGAUGACUACAAUGGUGUGGAUCCAACUUACGAGUUCUACCAUACAAGAGUGGAUUUCAGAGUCAAUGAACAUGAGCUCAUCCAUAGAUACGAUUUCCGCGCAAGAUACUCAGCCCAACUUAUUUUUGAUGAAAACACAGUCUUGGAAGUAGUUGCUCAAAAGACUUUCACCGGCAAAGGUAUCACCGUGAAUCUUCCCCAUUAUUGCCGAACAGCUCAGGUUUUGCUUCUGGCCACUUGGCUGGUAGCCAAAUUCAAGGAAGAAAUGCAAUACAUGAAUUUGACCAGUCCUCAACGCAAAUUGCUGCAGUGUUUACGAGUUCAUCCUGCUAACUACCACGAAAAUAAUGUGUGUCCAUCAAACUCACAGUGCUUACUCUCCGUAGGUUCUGUCACACUGUGUAAUGUAUGA